Molecule: messenger RNA, 6403 nt
Organism: Colletotrichum phormii
Lineage: Eukaryota; Fungi; Ascomycota; Sordariomycetes; Glomerellales; Glomerellaceae
Exons: 4
Coding region: 85-6165 (2026 amino acids)
Biological process (GO): chromatin organization
Cellular component (GO): nucleus; HIR complex
Molecular function (GO): protein binding; nucleosome binding
Source: RefSeq, a predicted model, not a curated record
UCCAUCCACUCCUUCACAUCCCACGUCAUUAUAUAAAGUAGAGCGUGGUUUCAAUCAACCUGGUCGCGAGACCCUGCCGACAACAUGCCGGCCUUCCAAGCCAUCAACGUCGAAGCCGAGGAGAACUCCGAUGAUGAGGUCGACACCACCCGCGAGCUUCAUGUCGACGAGGCCCUCAAACGCUUCCAAAAUGCCUUGAAGCUGCAUGCUCAAGGCCCUCGAUUCUUCGACGAAGCCUCUGACGCCUACGACGAUCUCUUCAAGUCCGAAAUCUUCAAAUAUCCCGAGGCCUCCACCGAGUACGACAGAGCAGAAAGGCAACCAGAUCAGUUAUUAGCCGAUUCCGCUCUCGCCGGCAGCCUAGACCUCCAAUCCACCGAUGUUGAUACCACCGGCAGCAGUCUUCCCCAGGCUUUCUUCCUCGCAUACAAGAAUCGCGGUCAAUUUCUCCUUGAUCGCACCCGCCAUGCAGCCCGAACCUCCGGAGACGAUGCGUUUUCUUACUUCGAGAAAGAUGAUGCCCUCCAAAACAUGCAUAGCGCUCUGGUCGACUUCAGUGCCGCCCUUGACCGCGAUCCGUCCGAUGCCGAGUUGUGGCGCCGCACGGCUCGUGUUGCUGCUUCUUUGAAGAGUUCAAGGAUCAACAGAUACUGCCUUGAAUCUGCUAUCGAACUCGACGAUGAUCCCGCCGUUCUCGAGGUUGAGCCACCAUCUUUGGCAGAGGGAUUCGCCGGACAACAACUCAAGGACCAGCUGCAAGCCCUGUCGGACGAGGUCGCCUUGUCUCACCCCAUCAUGGGCCCUUGGGUAAAGAGAGACAUGCCCGACUUCAUCAAACGACACAUCGACCCAAUCCCGUAUUUGCCGAAUCCGAUCAAAGAGACUGGGUCCGCUCGCACCAAUGUCGAGGAAGUGGGCGUCACCCGUCUCACUGUAGCGGUCCCGACUGCAUCAUGGGCUGAUUUGGGUAUGGCACUUGUGCAGUUCAUACUCGAAAAGGGUCAGACCAGCCGCGGCAUCGUCAUUGAGCUUCCUGAAACGGAUGACGACGAGGACGUUGUCAUGGAAAGUCAACCGGAGCAGGAUGCUCAACCCAACGGUUCGCACGGCAAAGAUAAGGAUGAGAACUCAGUACAGGAGGACAAGCAGGAAACUACGGAAAAGACAGAGAGUGUUGAGCCCGUUCCGAAGGAAACCCCCAAACCUGCUGAGAGCACUCGCAAGGGUCGAAGCGCCUCCCAGCCCUCUCGAAAGCGAUCACAUUCAGCAGCUGGCAUUCCCGAGGGCCAAGAGGAGGAGAGCCUCGUCGAAAAAAGGAGCAAGCGGAUUAGGAGGCGAGAGACUGCAGCCGCGGAAGAGGUUCCGGACCCAAGCGCCGUCCUUGCGUCCCAGCUGGCCCCUUACCAAGCCACCGACCAAAACUUGUUCCAGGCCACCAAGAACAUGCUGGAAAACAUUGGAGUCACGAACCAGGACACUCUAGACCGGAUCAGCGAGGUGUUGGAUUCGCUUGCUGCAGAGGAACGGGGCGCUUCCAUCAAGAAUCAAGCAACCAUGGAUCUCCGCAAUGCGAUCGUAUCUUUCAGUGAGGAGAAUGCGAAGAUCUUGCUCAACAAACAGGCACAGGCGUCUCUGAGCCUAUCAUCUUUUCUCGAACAUGCCAAGGGGGGGUCUCAAAAGAUGUCAAUCAUACCACCCUUCAAGGACACGCAGGGCAUCACUGCUUUUGUAAAGCGAGUGAACUCUUCCUGGAUGACCGCCCAAGAUGUUGCGUACGAAUGGAUCAAGACGAUAUGUCCCAGCUACCUCCAAACAAAAUGGUCAGAUGCCUUGAAGACAGCUGUCGUCCAGGUCAUUAGUAGAUUCGACCAGGAUAUCCUUCAAGCCAUCAAUUACGACCUCGACCGCGCGAGACGAUCAGAUGACGCAAACAAGGAAUUUGGUUUUGUCAAAAAUAUCGUCGAGAUGCUCUUCGAGAUCCAUCUUGACGUGUAUGAGAGAAUUACCAACCCUAAUAGUGUCGUUGACUACAGCAUCCGCGUUGAAGCCAGAGGUCGCUUGGGUCGGUGGCUAGACAUGGCUUCAGCUCUUCUACGGGAUGCUGCAGAAGAAGGCAACAAAAAUCUGACUGGCCGCUUUCUCUGGGCUGCCAUCUUUUCGACGACUCUUACGGAGAACGCGUCGAGAGAGUACAUCCUGCAAUGCUGGACGAGUUUGCGAGAUUUCCUUGCAGAAAGUGAGAUCGAUCAACUAUUCCUUCCGAAUAAUCCGGUGAUACCCGAGAUUUCAGAGGCGGCGGCCGAUAGAGAGAUUUCUAAACUGACCACUAUGGACUUCUUCCUCGGCCUCUUCCAGGAUAAUGUUAGCGACCCAGUCGCCGUCAUUGAUAACCUCGAGCCCGUUUUGAAUCCAGGGUCUGUUUAUGUUACCCUGCCGUCCGAAGAUUCGGCAACAGAGAGAGAGGAAUCGUCUAGCCGCUCCAAGACGAGGAAAGUGCCCAUCAAGGAGUGUGCAAGUCAGAGCCUCCAGGAUCUUUGGAGGUUUCUGCUGGGAACUAGCACAGAACUGCGUCUUUUCCUCUGGACACGGCUUAGCGACGCGUACGCCAGUAUCAAGUAUUCGACGAAACAGUUCUCAUGCCAGCUCAAAGCUAUUGAGAUGCUCACGGCAGACUUGGAAAGCGACAGUUAUCUCAAGAACGCCCCAGAAACGAGACCGCCGUUGGUGUUGAAGAUGCUCAAAUCGCUAGAUGAUCUUCUGAUCACUGCACUUUCUUUGGCUCUGAAUGACAGCUCAGCUUACGACAUCGUCGACGAAGACCAUCUGAAGUCAACAUCAGCUGCUCUCAUCAAAUUGAGCUGCAUGCUGCAUGUAUCAGCGAUGCACGAGGACGAGAUUCGCAUCGGAAUGACACGUGUGCCGCCGAGUAGUCCCUCAUUCCAGCCGUUCCUCAACAAGCUCCGUGAGAUUCAAGUUCGUGUAUGGUGCCUCCAGUACACGGUCGUCAAGGUCGGCGUGAACCAAACCGGAACAAUAUUCCCUAACCCUGAAAUGGAGUUGGCAGACUUCUUGUCCGCGAUUCACCAGGUAAUCGGGCUUAGGAAAUGUUGUAAGGCCUCAAACAAGAUCUUCUUGAAGAUGAUGCGCGUGGAGUUGCUCAAGUUUAAGAAGAUUGAAAAUUGGGAAGACUAUCUUGGGCAGGUGCUUUACGACCUCCACGGUCUCAAACUUGGUGUUGGGGCUGGAGAGGUUCAGGACCAUGGCUGUCCCCCGGAGAAGCUCGAAAAACGCAACGCCAUGCAGCUUGUGGACAAGAUUACGGUACUGGCAAGGAGAAUGCCCCGAAAGGAUCUCCUCAAGUCGGACCUCAAGACGACCAUCGAGCACAUGCAAGGUGCUAUUGGGCAAACAAAGUCGACGCCUCAGAUGAUUCACAACCUGAGGAACUUUGCCGAGUAUCUGAAGCGGCCGAUCCACCCCCUUCGGCUCUAUCAAGCCAUUACCGGCGGUGUUCAGUUGGAUGUCGUUGCUGUAAACACUCCCGAAAGCGCCUUAGCCAGGCAUGGCUGGUUCUUCCUCCUAGGCAUGAUCGCCCUGACGAGGUUUAAGCAGGUGGAUUUGAGCAAGCGGCAAACGCCUGGUGCUACUGACGACUUGCGACUCGCGGCCACUUUCUUGCGGCUCCAACUUCAGUUCACCCCAGAUAAAUGGGAUGCCUGGUUUCGCCUAGCCGAGUGCUUCGACUACGAACUCGAUGAAGCUGUUUUGUGGUCAGCCGACAAAAUGAACAAGGAACGCGGCGAGUUGCUCAAGUUCCAACGGAAUUCGAUCCACUGUUACACGCUUGCGUUGUCCAACUCUUGGGAGGCAGAAAUCGAUGAUGAGGAUGAAGAUCCCCUCUACGGGCUUUACCAUAACUUUGCGAUGCGCCUGUACGCAUCCAGCCGCGAGCCUCUCGCUAUGGAACCCUUCCAACAUGCAGACCAAGAGAGAUUCUUCAUCGAGAGCGAGGGAAACGGAACCUUCCAGAGGGUCCUCCACGACCAGAUGCAGGACUACAAGGUCUGGAAAUACGCAGCUGGCUUGUUCAAACGGGCCAUGAGGCGUAAACCAAUGGACUGGAGGAACCCGUACAUGUUUACAAAAUGUCUUUGGAAAAUGUACCAAAAGCCCAUCGAUCAGCUUAGCCAAAAGGACCGGGAGACCCGCCCAUCGGUUGAGUACUUGAUUUCAGCCCUCGAGCACGCCGUCGAGGUUGUUUCGGCGGUGCCCAAAUCGCGGCAUAGCGAUCCCAUUCUGGAGCCGCACUACAAGAUUGUCUCGAUAGUGUACAAACUGGUCGUUCGAGGCGAGUUGAAGCCACAAGAAGGCGCAGACAUUUUGUCGAGGCAACCAUUUGGCAUGGAACUCGGAGACGAUAUCACUCUCGACGAUAACGAAGAUUGGGAGGAAUACGUGAUCCGAAAUCUGCAUCACCUACGGGAUAAGGACAAGUCUAAUUGGCAGCACCGUAUCAUCAUGCGUCAUGCCCGACUACUUUUCGAUGAGGAUGGCGAAUCGCCCGAGCUUGUGCAAGCCAAGGCAGCCUUCAACGUCCUUAGAGAAUCCAUGUUUACCAAGACAAUGGUAAUGAAUGUCUGGAAGUGCGAUGCGGAGCGUUCUGGACGACACCACGUGUAUACGUCCCAGUACAUUCGUUUCAUGGUGAAGAUUCUGGUGGUCAUGAACGACAGAGUGAACUUGGAAAUGGUCCUCCGGCGUCUUCGGAAGAAGGGCGCCGACUUUUACCACUUUGGCGACUUGUGGCAGAUGUGCUCUAUGGCUUACCUCAGGCUGCUGCGGCAGGGCUUCCAAAUUGCUCCCACCUUGGAAGACGCUUUCAAGUCGACUUCGAUGGAAGAGCUGGAAAUUAUGGCAGAUCGGAUUACAGAGUGGGCUGGAGGUCCAGCAACGGACAUUCCUGCCUUCAACUGCCUGAAGGAGACGAUCGAGUUGAAGAAGCUCAACGGCGGUCUCAUGAAGGCUGGGGCGAUUGACGACCUUAUCAACGACUGUUACGCCAUCAUUUACCAGGAGAUUGGUCCUUCGCUGCCCGGCCCUGAACCCCACGAAGUUCUCGAGGCGCGCGCAAGGGCUCGUGCCAGGGAAGAAGCCGAUGGAGGCAUCGAGCUCAAGCCAUCUACUUCCUUGGGCAAUCUACUAAACCCACCAUCAGCGCAGGACUCGGGGGCCAAUGGUGAAGGUGACAAGACGGCAUCAGCACUCGAGGCAGCCCCGAGGCGCAGGGCGGGCGUUCGCCGGCCUGACAUCAUUCGCAAGGCGGAACAGGCGUUUGCCCGGUACGGUGAAGCGCCGAAGCCAUCAGUUGCUCCCUCCAAGUCUCGUGUGGGUUCGGUUUCGAGCGGCAGAAACGGAACGCAUACUCCCGCUGGAGACGCUGGGGAGGGCAGUGACACCGAGGAGCUCAACGAAGGAGACACAGUCGAAGAGGGCGAGGAUACGGAGAUGAAGGACGACACUGCCAUGGACGUCGAUGAAGGGGACGAGACGCGGGCACGAGCCACGGCAGCAUCUAGUCCGCGGGGUAGCAUUUACGAUUCCGCAGAUGACGAGAGUGAACUUAGCGAUGUUCCGGACGACUGGGACGAGCAGCCGCCUCCUUCGCUCAUGUUUCCUAAUCUCAGGAAGAGCGUGGAUUCCGGUCGGGCCGAAGAGACGAAUAAUUCUAGUGACGGGGAUGACGAAGAGGGAGAAGAAGGUGAAGAAGAAGAGGGGGAGGAGGAGGAGGAAGAGGAAGAAGAGGGUGGCGGCGAAGAGGCUGAGGAAGGUGAGGAGGAGGGUGAUGAAGGUGAUGAGGUUGAGGAGGGUGAGGAGGGCGAGGAGGGUGAUGAAGGUGAGGAGGGUGAGGAGGGUGAGGAGGGUGAUGAAGGUGAAGAGGGUGAUGAAGGGGAGGAGGCUGAUGAAGGGGAGGAGGCUGAUGAAGGGGAGGAGGGCGAGGAAGGUGAAGAGGGUGAAGAAGGUGAUGGUGAGGAAACGGAAGAAGCUGAAGAAGCUGACGAGGACGAAGAGGCUGAAGAUGGAGAGGAAGCUGAGGAGGGCGAAGGUGAUGGUGAGGAGGAAGAGGAAGAAGAAGAGGGAGAGGAAGACGAAGACGAGGAUGCGUAGAACUCUCGACAGUCUUCAGAGACCUUGACGGCCUUGGGGUUCUAGUUUCUUGGUGGGACGGCGUUGUUUGGCAUGGUGUUUCCUCUCUGACCACGGAUAAUGGCGCGCCGACUGGGCUGUGUCAAAAUUGUGAGUGUUUUGCAGUCAGAGGUUAUAUAGUAGCAAGUGUGGUUCAUAUGAGGCACAGUCAUAGGCGUAUAGGACAUUUAUAUAAAAUAGAUGCUCACAGUUGAUUUUG